Stegodyphus dumicola is the source of this 556-nucleotide messenger RNA. Its product is annotated as inactive dipeptidyl peptidase 10-like. Gene Ontology annotation, cellular component: plasma membrane. Gene Ontology annotation, molecular function: dipeptidyl-peptidase activity; serine-type peptidase activity. The record is from RefSeq and is a predicted model, not a curated record. Lineage: Eukaryota; Metazoa; Arthropoda; Arachnida; Araneae; Eresidae. Gene Ontology annotation, biological process: proteolysis.
AUGACUACGACCGACAAUUGUGAAACCAAAGCCCAGGAUAUGGCCUCAGAAGAGGAAGAACAAAGAAACUGGAGGGGUAUUUGUAUAGCCUUACUCGUCAUUGCAACAGUUUGUUCCCUCAUCAUCACAUCUGUCGUCCUGCUCUCUCCGGGUCCUGAAGAACCUCGCGUGAAAAAUCCGAGAUUCUCCUUAGAGGAAGUGAUAUCUGGGGAGUACGAGCCCAGGGUUUUCAACGGAUCUUGGAUUUCUGAUACAGAAGUGACCUUCCAAGAUCCGGACGGUGCCAUUGUUAUUUACAAUGCCCAAACGAAUGAAGAAACAAUCAUAGUUAAAAAUGUUACUUUAGUAAGUAUAACAUGACGUUUUAGAACAUAUUUUAAGCAAUAUAAGUAAAACUAGUACCUACUCGUUCAGAAAUGUAUGAAAAUUAACACCAUUCUUCUAUUCAAUCAGCUACUCAGCUACGAGAUUUGUAUAACAAUAGUGGCAACACAUCGAUAAUUCUAAGAAAGAUUUUUACUACCAAAAGUACAAACACUUACAGUUCCUCAAUGUA